Eufriesea mexicana is the source of this 1289-nucleotide messenger RNA. Its product is annotated as galectin-8. The record is from RefSeq and is a predicted model, not a curated record. Bases 276 to 1289 code for a protein of 337 amino acids. The transcript has 7 exons. NCBI's taxonomy places the organism in Eukaryota, Metazoa, Arthropoda, Insecta, Hymenoptera, Apidae. Gene Ontology annotation, molecular function: carbohydrate binding; galactoside binding.
AUUUAACGCAAUAAAACAUACGUUACAAAUAUAUUCAUUCAUUUUUUAUAUCAAAAUAAUGUUUCUAAAGUAACACGAGACAAACAUUAUAAACAUAAAUAAUAAAGCUAUUUAAAUUUUUCAAAAUAAGAAUAAGAAAAUAUAUGUUGUCUUUUUAAAUACGCGCCUUCAUUUUCAAUCAGAAGUAAAUAGAAAGCGAUAUCGCGUGCAGGAAGGCGCGGCUUGAAAUAAGGCAAUGUUCCAAUAAAUCAUUGUUCAAGUUUAUCAGAGGGAGCAUGUCAGUACAUCCAACUGAAAUUUUCGUGCAAACAAAAGAAAACGCUCUCCGUGAAUUCUCGUUUGUCGACGAGGAAACAGCACCGUUAAAUGCUUCAAAACCAGUUUCAUUACAACCUCUGAAACCAACAUCAGCUAUUGUGAUUACAGGCUAUGUUCCUCCGGACGCCUUAAGGUUUUCAGUGAAUUUAUUAUGCAAAACUGCUGGAAAUAUUGCAUUGCAUUUUAACGCUCGAUUAGACAGAGGUUAUGUAGUUCGAAAUUCAAAAUUUAAAGGAUGUUGGGAAGAAGAGGAGACUUGUUCUCCUGCAGGACAUACUGCUUUUCGACGGAACUCCUACGCCCAUAUCUUAAUCUUUUGUACUGUAAAUGAAUAUCAAAUUGCUGUCAAUGGAGAACAUUUUUGUGCAUUCUCAUAUAGAAUGCCUCUUGAAGAUAUAACAGGUCUAGAAAUCAAUGGAUCAUUAGAAGACACCAGAUUUAGACAAUUCGAAUUGUUUGUUUAUCCUGAUCCAAAAUUAUGCAGGCCAAGUAAUAUCUUAAGUUUAAAAUUUGAUCAACCACUCGUCGAUUUUCUCGGUGUUCCAAUUACAGUAAAUAUUGAAAAUGAAUUUAAAAUAGGGACCAGACUUUUUAUUGCUGGAAGACUAAAACUUCUUCCUCAUUCAUUUUAUAUAAAUCUACAAAAGGGAAAAGCAAUCUAUCCCCACCCAGUAAUUGCACUACAUUUAAAUCCUCGUUUUUUAUACGGCAGUAGCACACCUUAUGUUAUAAUGAAUUGUUGGUCAAAUGGAUCUUGGGGACAAGAAGAGAGACACUUAGGUCAUUUAUCCUGGAUGCCUGGUCGUGAUUUUCUUCUAACAAUUCGAUGCGAAGUCGAAGCAUAUACAAUUUGGUUAGGUGACAGAAUGAUUGGUGAAUUCAGAUACAGAUUACAACCGUCUAUCAUCGAUACUCUUAAAAUAUCUGGAGACAUCGUACUUCACGAAUUAGCCAUCACUCAUUUGAAUUAG